Botrytis cinerea B05.10 is the source of this 1566-nucleotide messenger RNA. RefSeq lists its product as hypothetical. Gene Ontology annotation, molecular function: dioxygenase activity. Lineage: Eukaryota; Fungi; Ascomycota; Leotiomycetes; Helotiales; Sclerotiniaceae. The record is from RefSeq and is a predicted model, not a curated record. Bases 218 to 1327 code for a protein of 369 amino acids. The transcript is spliced from 6 exons.
GUUUCAUUGAGAUCAAAUAUAAGAUUCUUGUAUUUCGUUUCAAUGAAUUCAGAUGAAAGUAACGAAUGCUUUCUUUAUUACUUGAACAAAAGCUUAAUAAAACUAAGGGCUAUAGGACCUGAGUUAUGUAUUUUUGCAAAUUACAUAUCUAACUUCUUCGACACUCCUCCUUGCUUAGUUGCUUGUAUUCACAUCGUCUCCUGUCAGUUGCCUCGAAAUGCCUACAUCGACCUACUUUGACAAAUACCCCCCUUUUCCCUCCAACAUCCCAGUGGCAAACGUGCCCAUUUUCUCCUUCCUUAAACUCGCAGUCAAUGAUGAACAUGAGUCCUUCGCUCUCUUCGAAGCUAGUCGUCAUAUAGGCUUCUUCCAGCUUGACUUCACAGGCUGUUCAUUCGGUGAUCAAUUUCUCAAGAAUACAGAGACAAUGUUCAACCUGAAUACAGAAUUGUACGCAUUGUCUAAAACGGAGCUUAACAAAUACGCCUAUAGCCCCCCAGUUUCUCUCUUUCGAUACAAGCCCUUAGGUUAUCACAAGAUUGGCAAAAUCGGAGAUCGAGUCGAGCUGUACGGAAUUAGUCGCGAUGACAUAACUGGGGCUUCCGAGCCCCUUGCUAAUCCGAGCUGCAUCGAACGUUGUCGCCCGCAGCUGAAGACAUAUAUUGAACAGGCCAACGAAAUUGUAAACAACAUUCUGGGGCAUUUAGAAAAACAUCUGAAGCUUCCACUGGGUACUUUCUCACAGUUGCAGCCAAUGACUGAGCCAAGCGGCAGUGUCCUACGAAUGUUGAAGUAUGAGCCGCAGCCGCCCGAUGACCGCCGUACUGCUAUGAUGGGGCACACCGAUAUCACUACACUAACCCUUCUUUUUAGUACAACUGGAGGUCUCCAAAUUCUUAACGAUGACGCAGAUCCUCAUCUCGAGUCUUCUUGGACUCACAUCAAACCUCAGCCAUCCACCUGUAUCGUCAAUCUUGGCGACGCAAUGGUUGAAUGGACUGGUGGGAUCCUUCGCUCAGCCAUGCAUCGUGUGACCUCUCCCCCUGGCGAUCAGUCAUCUAUGACCCGCUAUGUAGUUGGUUACUUUGCCCGCCCUGCCGGCGAUUCCCUCAUGAAACGACUAGCACCUCCUGAGUAUCCUUUUUCACUCGUAUCACCCGUCAAGGAACCAGAGAACUCUGGAAAUGAUAUGAACGCGAGAGAUUGGGAGUGGCAUAAACUCUCCUCAGUUAAAGCAGGUAAUAUGGGAGGAAGCUUGGGUGGUAAACCAUUUGAGCAAAAGAGAGACUUGAAUGAGUUGUUCCCGGUUGUUGUUGAUGCGGCUUGAAGUAUUUGUUCUCGUAUCUGAAGUCUGAAAAUUUUAUGUUGUAUCCGAUCUUGAAAUCGUCAAUGAGCACAGAGUUUCAUUUCCACUGUCGCUUGUCUCUCAUCUGUAUUUUACCGCUUAGCACACGAAAAGUUUGUGUACUUAUUUAUGCUUGGUUCCUGGCACCAUCAGAGGUGAAUGAACUCAUCCCUAUUAUUGCUGGCAUGAGUACUCUUUUUGACUUAAUUCUACGUGAAAUA